Molecule: messenger RNA, 914 nt
Organism: Micropterus salmoides (largemouth bass)
Lineage: Eukaryota; Metazoa; Chordata; Actinopteri; Centrarchiformes; Centrarchidae
Product: C-C motif chemokine 20-like
Exons: 3
Coding region: 295-483 (62 amino acids)
Biological process (GO): immune response
Cellular component (GO): extracellular region
Molecular function (GO): chemokine activity
Source: RefSeq, a predicted model, not a curated record
AAGGGAAAGACAUGCUGUUUGUGUGUUAACCUGUUAGCAUUUCCUCACUUUCACAUUCAGAAGACAGGGACCAAGCAUUAUAUCAUUUGGAUUAAGGUUUCCCACCUAAUGAAUACGCACAUGGAAUUACACAAUCCUGCCCAGGGGAAAACCGGAGAUGGCAUAUUUAAGCGUCAAAGCAAUGACGACUCUUUGCACUCUCACUGAAUGCCUUCAGGCACAUCAUAACACUUAGUUACUACAGCCUCACACAUUGACACAGACCGGCAGAGGAGCCACACCAACUAUACAAACAUGGAAAUCAGCAAAGUGUGUGCAGUGGCAGCCCUGUGCUCCCUCGUCAUCCUCACCACCUUUAUCGGCAGCACAGAGUCAGCGAGCUGCUGCCUGAGGUACGCCAGACGUCCGUUGCCAUGCAAACGGCUGCUGGGCUACACCGUGCAGAACAUCAACACUUCCUGUGACAUCAAUGCCAUUAUGUGAGUUAACGUGUCAUAGUUUCCUGUCAGGAUACAAUGUUACAAAUCAGGAGUGAAAUUAUAUCACUUAAGAACAAUAGCAUAAAAUAUCAAACCGGUCAGGUCUCUGAUAUUGACUUUUUAGGCAAGUUGUCCAUUAUAUAAAAUAAAAUGUGCAGAAUAGCCUACAAGAAGAAUAAUUUCAUCAUCAAUUAAUCUGCAGACUAUUUUCUCAAUUGAAAACAUUGAAAAAUGCCUUUUACAUUAUCUCAGAACAGUUAAAACCCCAACAUAUAUUUAUUUAUUUAUGUUUUAAAUGAUCACAUUUGAGAAAUUCUUUCCAUAGACUAAUCAAUUAUUUGACUAAUCGCUUUGUCUCUAGAAUCAGGAUCUGAAUCAGAAAGCUUUAUUGUCAUUGAACAUGGCUCUAAUGCAACUCCCCUCAGUGCACAGUCA